This is a messenger RNA of Lotus japonicus, 2751 nucleotides long. RefSeq lists its product as uncharacterized. The transcript has 9 exons. Gene Ontology annotation, molecular function: DNA binding. Bases 311 to 2632 code for a protein of 773 amino acids. Gene Ontology annotation, biological process: transposition. NCBI's taxonomy places the organism in Eukaryota, Viridiplantae, Streptophyta, Magnoliopsida, Fabales, Fabaceae. The record is from RefSeq and is a predicted model, not a curated record.
UCGUAGCUAAUUAAAGUCACCCCUUUCGUAGCCAAAUAGAGCCCACACCGAAGCGAAUUCCCCUUCAAAACCAAAUUCCCAAAUCCAACGCUGAAAUCCCUAGCUAAUUCCCUACAACCAAAACCCCCUUCAUUCUAUUCGAGCUACACCCACCCAGGUAAUUAGUGGGCACCAGGUUCAUCUGCUUUGAAGGUAGUGACAGCAUUGAAAGUGCUUCUUCCUCUGGAAGUGUUGCAUAUAUGAUUUUUAAUGUGCUGCACAUAAAUCUUUACAGUUUAUGAAGACAAGCUGAAUUGAGAAGAUAUUCACCAUGCAAGUUCGACGUAGAGGUACUAGACAUAAUGGUCAAUGGAGAGGGCAGAGUGAUCCACCACAACCUUCUCAACUACAGACUAAUUUGCCACCACCACAGCCUACUCCACUCUCCCCUGAUCCACCACAGCCUUCUAAACUAGGCGCUAGACACGGUCGAGGGAGAGGACGCCCACGGUCUUCUCAUCUACGUGCUAGUUCACCACAGCCUACUCUACUCUCCGCUUAUCCGCCACAGCCUGCUCUACUCUCUGCUGAUCCACCACAGCCUACUCUACUCUCCUCUGAUCCACCACCACAGCCUACUCCACUCUCCCCUGAUCCACCACAGCCUUCUAAACUAGGCGCUAGACACGGUCGAGGGAGAGGACGCCCACGGUCUUCUCAUCUACGUGCUAGUUCACCACAGCCUACUCUACUCUCCGCUGAUCCACCACAGCCUACUCCACUCUCCCCUGAUCCACCACAGCCUUCUAAACUAGGCGCUAGACACGGUCGAGGAAGAGGACGCCCACGGUCUUCUCUUCUACGUGCUAGUUCACCACAGCCUACUCGACUUUCCGCUGAUCCACCACAGCCUACUCUACUCUACUCUGAUCCACCACAGCCUACUCUACUCUCCCCUGAUCCACCACAGCCUACUCUACUCUCCCUUGAUCCACCACAGGUUUCUAAACAACACACUGGACACGGCCGAGGGAAAGGACUCCCACAGUCUUCUCAUCUACACAGUAGUUCACCCCCACCACAGCUUUCUCCACUCCCCCUUGAUCCACCACAGCCUACUUCACCCUUUGCUGAUCCACCACAGCCUUCUAAACAACACACUAGAACUGGUCGAGGGAAAGGACGCAUGAAGUCUUCUCAUCUACGCACUAGUUUUCCACCACUACAGCCUACUACACUCUCCCCUGAUCGAUCACAGCAUACUCCGCUUUUCCCUGAUCCACCACAGCCUUCUAAACAACACACUAGACACAGUCGAGGGGAAGGGCACCCACAGUCUUCUCAUCUACACACUAGUUCACCACCACCACAGCCUACUUCGCUUUUCCCUCAUCUGCCACAGCCUUCUAAACCAUGCACUAGACAGCGCCGAGGGGAAGGACGCCCGCAGUCUUCUCAACUAUGCUCUAGUUCGCCACCAUCAGAGCCUACGCCAAACAUCCCAGUUAUGUUUGGCACUACAGUUGCUAGUCCAUUGAUCAGUGGUGGCCUAUCAAAUUCUUCAUCAUGCUCUUCUGACUCACCAUCUAACCUAUCAAAUUCUGCAGCACACUCUUCUGACUCACCAUCUAACCACCCGAUUUUAAUGCCUUCAUAUGGAGGAUCUCAAGGAGAAUUUGAUAGGAGAAAAGUUAUAUCUGUGGAGGCUGUCUCUAAUCCGAGGAGGUUUAUCCCACAAAGUGUGACUCGUGACAUUAUAACUACAGUGAUCAUGGAAUUGCCUAUUCCAGCUGAGAAGUGGCAUAAUUACCCAAUUGACACAAAGAACAAACUUUUUAAGGAUUUUAUGGAUAAAUACAAAUUUACAUCAGAUUAUGAUCGCAAUAUUGCAAGAACGGUUUGGGAAAGAACAUGCAAGGACCGCUACCCAGAUUAUUUAAAAAAUAUGAGGAAAAUGGCCUUAAAACAGGCAAAUUCAACAAAUUUGGCUGACACUAAGGGCCUUAGGCCCAAAGGGAUAAAGGCAGAAAUAUGGAAUGGUUUGGUAGAUAUUUGGCUGUCACCAGGGUGGAGAAAUAAGUCUGAUGCAUGUCGAAGAAAUAGGUGGGCCAAUCCUGAUGCAGUGUUGCACACCGGAGGCUCGAUAAGCUUUGGCGAACAUAAGAAGAGGAUGGAGGCGGAGUUGAAGCAACCGGUUUCUGCCAGAGAUGUCUACGAUCAUGUUCAUAAAACGAAAGGCGGGGAAUAUGUCUCUCAGUACUCGAAGAAAUUUAUUGAAUCAUAUGACAAUGCAAUGUCAAGGAAAUAUGGAAGAGACCCUUCAAGGCAUCCCGUGGUUGAUCCGGAAGUGUGGGCGGUGUCAGGUCCCAACAAGAAAAGACGGAUUGUUGUAGGUAACAGCUUAGAUAUUAACAUUGAUGAACCGACGCCUGGUUCAUCUUCCCAGGUCCCUGGUUCUUCCCGCACAGUAGCUCCAACUCCGGCACAAGGAGGCAUAAAAGAAGCUGUAGAUUCAGCGAUGAGUACUUUUGUCCAAUCACAAUUAGUGCCUAUGUUGGAGCCCAUCUUAUCUAGGAUUGUUGCCUCCCAAGUGAAAAAUUUUGUAACGCCGCAAGGUGGUGGAGUAUCAAGAGACGAUCUUGAUGAUGAUUAGCUAUACUUUUAGUUCUUGUUCUGUACAACUAGAGUUACAGUAACUGUGGAUGGUCCUAUGUUGUUAUAUUUAACAUGAUCAAACACUGUACAUAGUAGCAAAUUUAGUGUUUACCUUCA